GAUAAUCCUGGUUCUUCCAGUGUUUGCGGUGUGGCAACUGCAAUUGCCAGUCAAGAGUAAAAUGGUGGUUAGCGCCGCCUUUGGGUCUGGCAUUUUUGCCUCCAUAUGUAGAAUCAUCCGACUCGUAUACAGCAUUAAAUUGGUCCACAGUGAGGAUUUCAGCUGGAAUAUGGCUCCCGUGGGCCUGUGGGCAAUUUACUCCUACAGCUACGCCGAAAUAGCAACCAUCAUUCUCGCAGGAUCGAUACCGAUUAUACCCAAGUUUAUAGGGUGGGCUCGCGGUCAGGAAAUGUCUCGUUCUCAAUCCAAGAUACCUAAUCCCUCUGUCAACUGGACAAGAAAAGCAUUCCGAAAGGGGGCCGAUUGCGUGCCUCUUUCGGAUAUCGGUGAUCAGACUUAUUCAGGUUUGAGACAAGGGACUAGCGACGGUGUAUUUUCAGAAUGUAAAGUUCUAAUGCGUGUUUUCAAGUCCGUUGAAAUGGAAACAACAUUCGAAUCGUGGCCUGCUUAG
This is a messenger RNA of Talaromyces proteolyticus, 511 nucleotides long. RefSeq lists its product as uncharacterized. The coding region runs from base 62 to 511 and encodes 149 amino acids. The record is from RefSeq and is a predicted model, not a curated record. Lineage: Eukaryota; Fungi; Ascomycota; Eurotiomycetes; Eurotiales; Trichocomaceae. The transcript is spliced from 3 exons.